AUGCCUGCGCCGAAGCAAAGGAAGAUGGCCAUCGUCGGCAGCCGAUCCGUAGGAAAGUCGUCCCUGGCGGUUCAAUUUGUUGACGGGCACUUUGUAGAUAGCUACUAUCCAACGAUCGAGAAUACUUUUAGCAAGACAAUCCGGUAUAAAGGCCAGGACUAUGCCACAGAAAUUGUUGACACUGCGGGCCAGGAUGAAUACAGCAUCCUGAAUUCCAAACAUUUCAUUGGCAUACACGGUUACAUGCUUGUGUAUUCAGUCUCAUCUCUGCCUUCAUUUGAAAUGAUCCAGGUCAUCAGGGAAAAGAUCCUUAACCACCUGUACCGCCUGGACUGCGGCCAACAGGGGAGCGAAUCUGUCCCUAUCGUCAUAGUCGGUAACAAGAGCGACCUACGACCUGAACAACGCCAAGUGAGCCCAGAGGAAGGGAAGAAGCUUUCAGAGAAGUUCCAAUGCGGCUGGACCGAGGCAAGCGCGCGAUAUAAUGAGAACGUUGGUCGCGCGUUCGACCUGCUGAUCGCCCAGAUCGAGAAGUCACAGAACCCUGGCGAGGCCCCAGAGAAGGGCAACUGUUCUCUAAUGUAA
Molecule: messenger RNA, 585 nt
Organism: Metarhizium album ARSEF 1941
Lineage: Eukaryota; Fungi; Ascomycota; Sordariomycetes; Hypocreales; Clavicipitaceae
Product: rheb small monomeric GTPase RhbA
Exons: 3
Coding region: 1-585 (194 amino acids)
Biological process (GO): small GTPase-mediated signal transduction
Cellular component (GO): plasma membrane
Molecular function (GO): GTPase activity; GDP binding; GTP binding
Source: RefSeq, a predicted model, not a curated record